AUGAAGAUAAUUGUGCUAGGAGCGGGCAUUAACGGCAUAACAUGUACAUUAAAAAUUAAGGAGAAAUAUCCGAAUUACGAUGUGACAUUAAUAGGUGCACAGUUCAGCCCAAAGACAACAGGAGACGGUUCUGGUGGUCUUUGGUAUCCGUAUCUAUGUGGAACUACACCCGAAUAUUUGAUAAGGAAAUGGGGUUUAGAAACAUACGAACUGCUUUUAAAAUUAUGGCGUGAAGGCGGUUACGGUAUAAGUCUACAGCCCAUCUACGUUAUGUACCGAAAGGAACCUAAACCGGCCCCUGAAUGGACAAAGAAAGUCUUUGGUUACACGGAAUUCGAUAGAAGACAGUUGGAUUAUUUCAAUAAUUUGUUUUGUGUGAAUUAUGUAGCUGGCAACACUUUCAACACGUUCGUUGUUAAUCCGUCUACCCUCAUAAAUAGAUUCGAGCAACAACUGGACGAUUUAAAAGUAAAACGAGUACAGGGUAGCGUUAAAUCAUUAAGGAACCCUUUUUUAAGCAAUUAUGAUGUAGUCGUCAAUUGUACGGGUCUUGGGGCGCGGGAAAUUGUACCGGAUGAUAGAGUGAUCCCUAUUCGGGGUCAAAUACUUAAGGUAGAUGCACCAUGGGUUUUUCAUACCAUCCAGGACAUAAACACUGGACAUUACAUAAUACCAAAUGACACCUUUUGCGUUAUGGGCGGGACGGGUCAAACCAAUAAUUUCAGUACAGCUGUGGAUGACAAAGACACGGACUUUAUAGUAAAAGGUUGUUACACAAUGAUACCAACGUUGAAGAGUGCAAAAACAUUGUCAUAUUUUGUUGGUCUACGACCGGGACGAGACGAAAUCCGUAUUGAGGCUGAGAAAAUUAACGGCAAAACGUAUAUCCACAAUUAUGGACAUGGUGGCAGCGGAUUCACCCUGUUUUGGGGUUGCGGCAACACAGUCUUACAACUAUUAGAGAAAUACACAAUGAUCAAUAAAACAAGUAAAUUGUAA
This is a messenger RNA of Leptosia nina, 999 nucleotides long. Lineage: Eukaryota; Metazoa; Arthropoda; Insecta; Lepidoptera; Pieridae. The record is from the annotation of a GenBank genome assembly.